AUGUUUCCAUCCUCGAAUUUAGAUGCGAUCUUACCCAAGAGUAUAAGCAGACGCCGGAGAACGCAGGCUUUACUGGAAUGCAUUGCUUUGGAAGCCAAUGAAGUAGCAGGAGACACUAGCGAGACUACACAUUUGACUCGACGAGGUCUGCCUGUCGUUCAAAACAGUGCUGAAAGAGCUGCAAAGAGGAAUGAGGGUGUGGUUGUAAAAGUGCCUCCAGGCCGAGAGCCAGUACCUCUUGAACUCUCUCCAAAGCCUGUUGCCGUAAACGGGAUCGAACAUUCUUAUGUGCCACGCCCUAUUCAUGACUGGCAUCGUGAAUACAUCAGGGUGCAUAAGGAUCUGAAGAAGGAAGAACAAAAAAUUGACACAAGCAAUCCAAUACCUGCAAAGUUAAAGGAUCUUAGGAAAAAUUUUGCCGCCCUGCAGAAGAGAUAUCUAUACGAAAGUUCUCAGAUUCGAUCGGCACAUGAAGCAGACGACAGACAGUGCGAUAUUGACAAUAUAGAAGCCGAUCUUCGAAAAGUGAUGAAUGGCACCUUGCCAGUACCUAAUUCUCGCGAGGCCGGCAAAAUCAUCAAGAACCUUGCCCUACUAAAAGAAGAGCGAGACCUUAUCCUCUCGUCACUAGGGAAACAAUUUAUCCGCCAUCAUUAUCCGUUGUUCGUGAACGAGCGGCGCUGCGUCUCUGGCUCACAGUCCAGCCCAUCUGUUGAGCCUCUCUUGCUCUGGGACAAACGGGCAUAUGAACCGCUGCAUGUUGAGAAGGAUGAAUUUUCCCCUAAAACACCAUGCUCGAUCGUUGACAUCCAGCCAAAUCCAGACUCUUUUAUCUUUGAAGCUCAGCGGCAAUACAAGGCCUCGAACGAGUCAUUCAAGUAUAUUUCCGUCCUGACUACGUUCCGUGCAUUGCUCAGGAUGUUUAUACCCUACCCCAAGAAAUCGAUUGAGCAGGUUCUACGGCUACUGUUUGCAUCUAGGCCAAUGACUGAUUUCCCGUCCGCUAUACCUUCGUUGGCGGAAUAUGCUACGCCCAAGAUCACGGUGGAUGCCAAAGAGGCAGCUUCAUGGAAACAUGUGAAGACUAAUAAUAGAAGAGGUGUGUUUGUAGGAUAUGAUAUGGACUGCUUGGCUGAAGCUACCUUGCAACGUAUUCCUAGCAAGCUGUUUUGGGAUAUUGCUGUGGAGUGGGAGAGGUGGCGCCACGAGAAGAAUUUGCCAGACACACUGUCUAAGUCGCUUGGUGGGGCGUUUAUCUCAGAUAUGAACGAAGCAUUUGAAGCCCGGCGGUGA
Trichophyton benhamiae CBS 112371 is the source of this 1293-nucleotide messenger RNA. RefSeq lists its product as uncharacterized. The record is from RefSeq and is a predicted model, not a curated record. The transcript has a single exon. The coding region runs from base 1 to 1293 and encodes 430 amino acids. Lineage: Eukaryota; Fungi; Ascomycota; Eurotiomycetes; Onygenales; Arthrodermataceae.